AUGGCACCCCCUGCGUCCAAAGUUCUUCUUCCCUUAUAUAUAUAUCCUGAUCCUGGAAAGUGGGACCCGUUGUUUAAGGCCAUCGAAUAUUACCCAAGCCUUGACUUCAUCAUUAUCGUGAAUCCAAAUAGUGGGCCAGGAUCCGAUCCUUGGUGGCCCAAUGCGGAUUAUGUUCGUGAGAUUCCAAAGUUGAACGCGUUUCCCAAUGUACUCACGAUCGGAUACGUGGCCACAACGUAUUGCAAGCGGAAUAUCGAGCAUGUGCUCCAGGACAUCGAAAAAUAUGCAGCGUGGGCCAGCGAUGAGAGGUUUCCGGGUUUAGGUGUGAGCGGAAUUUUCUUCGAUGAGACGCCGAAUCUGCACACUCAAGACGUCAAGUCGUACCUGGAUGCUGUUUCUACAAAGGUGAAAGAGACGCAGGGUAUCCUGGAUAAAAGAUUGGUUAUCCAUAAUCCUGGGACUACUGUUCAGCGUGCGCUUGCGGAGCCAGGACCAGAUGUCACCACAAGCGCAGAGGUUGCGUAUCGAGAUUUCAUGUCCAAAGAGUUCCAGGAUUGGCUAGCAUUAUCGCCCUAUGGUCGUGAGCAGACGAGCUAUAUGAUACAUUCCAUUGGUGACGAGGAUUUGGAGAAGGUCGUGCUAUCGAUGCGGGAAAGAGCUCGCUAUUUAUUUGUGACGGAUUUGAAGGUGGACUUCUAUCAUAAUUUCUCUACUUCUUGGGAUACUUUCGUCGCAGCUAUGGCUUCAGUGUCAGGAGCUAUGUGA
Molecule: messenger RNA, 765 nt
Organism: Periconia digitata
Lineage: Eukaryota; Fungi; Ascomycota; Dothideomycetes; Pleosporales; Periconiaceae
Source: the annotation of a GenBank genome assembly